This is a messenger RNA of Raphanus sativus (radish), 917 nucleotides long. Its product is annotated as zinc finger A20 and AN1 domain-containing stress-associated protein 9. Lineage: Eukaryota; Viridiplantae; Streptophyta; Magnoliopsida; Brassicales; Brassicaceae. The transcript has 2 exons. Gene Ontology annotation, molecular function: zinc ion binding; DNA binding. The record is from RefSeq and is a predicted model, not a curated record. Gene Ontology annotation, biological process: proteasome-mediated ubiquitin-dependent protein catabolic process. Bases 243 to 758 code for a protein of 171 amino acids.
AUAUUUAUAAUACAAAGACAGAUGUAUGUUCUCAAUAGUUACGUGUUCCGUUUCAUUUCUCUUAUUCUUUCUUGGUAACGAAAGCCGAAAGGUUUGGUUUCUCAGAUUCUCAUCUAUUAAACACAAAUAAUAAUACAUCUUAUUCCGAUUAAGAGUUUUAAUUCCGAUAGAUCAGAUUCGUUUCCUGAAUCUGUUUCAUAAAAUUCUUUGAGAAGAAGAAAUCUCCGGUUCCAACAGGAAGAAUGGGUUCUGAACAGAAUGAUAGCACGAGCUUCACACAAUCAUCAGAGCCGAAGCUGUGUGCAAACGGAUGUGGUUUCUUCGGUUCACCUUCAAACAUGGAUCUGUGUUCGAAAUGCUACCGAGACAUAUGCGCAGAGGAAGCUCAAACAGCUGUUGCAAAAGCUGCUGUUGAGAAAUCUUUCAAGCCUCCUCCUACCCUCUUCAUAGCCGAGCCGGAUGUGGCAGAUAAGGCAGUUGCUACCGCUGCUGUUCUUGUGGUGGCCGAGCCAUCUUCUUCUGCUGCAGUUCCUGAACAGAACGAACCGUCCAAACCACCUGCGAGGCCUAACCGGUGUCUAUGUUGCAAUAAGAAGGUUGGGAUAUUUGGUUUCAAGUGCAAAUGCGGGAGCACUUUCUGUGGCGAACACCGGUACCCUGAGAGACAUGAUUGCAGCUUUGAUUUCAAAGAAGCUGGGCGUGGUGAGAUUGCAAAAGCCAAUCCGGUUAUUAAAGCUGAUAAGCUUCAAAGGUUCUGAAGAUUUGUAUUGUUGGAAAGGCCUCUAUGGUGUCUGGUCUCUUUUCUUUGUAACUCAAAUUGUACUUGAAUGGAAUUGGGUUUCUAGAGGAAUGUUUCCAAAGGGGGUAAGAUGAUAAAUUUGGUUUUAUAAUAAAAGUGGAUCUAUCAAGUUUGGUUU